Molecule: messenger RNA, 1659 nt
Organism: Funneliformis mosseae
Lineage: Eukaryota; Fungi; Glomeromycota; Glomeromycetes; Glomerales; Glomeraceae
Source: the annotation of a GenBank genome assembly
AUGAGAACUCCACCACCAAGAUAUGCUCAUUCCCAAGUGGAACUUAAACUUUCUUGUAUCGAUUUGCCAGAUUUAGAUUAUCUUUCCAAAAGUGAUCCACAGAUUAUUUUAUUGAUUAAAGACAUUCGUACUCAAAAGUGGAAACCAACUAACCAACAAACCGAAGUUGUUAUGAACAAUUUAAAUCCAAAGUUCGUAACAAGCUUUAUCCUUGAUUAUUUAUUUGAAGAAUUACAACAGCUUAGAUUUAUUUGUGUAGACGUUGAUAAACCAAAUAAUCCUAAAUGGCAAGAACAAGAGUUUAUAGGUCAAUUUGAUUGUGACCUUGGUUCUUUAGUUGGUUGUCAAGGUGGUAAGAUGAAAGGAAAAUUAUAUGAUCCGAAACAUCAAGGAAAAGAUCGAGGAUAUAUAGUCAUAUCAACCGAAGAAGUAAGCAAGUCAAAAAGAGACGCAAGAUUACAGUUUCAAGCUCAUAACAUAUUUUCAAAGAGCGGUUUGUUUAAAUCGAAACCUGAGGUAUUUUUAAUUGUCAGUAGAGCAAGCGAAGAUGACACAUUUUCACCAGUUUACAAAUCUGCUGGAAUUUCUUCAGCGAACCCGAUUUGGGACGAAUUUACCAUCAAGGAAGCGACUUUAUGUAAUGGAGAUUUGGAUCGAUCAUUACAAUUACAAGUAAGACAAGAAAAGAAGAAUGGAUCUUAUCUAAUUCUUGGGCAAUGUACUGUCACCCUUAAUGAAAUUUUAUCGGGUAAAAAGUCAUUUGCAUUACGUUUACCUCCAGGUGUAAAUGGGAAAGUUGGAAAAGAUACAAUUAUAACAGUUCCUCACGCAUCAAUCGAAGAACCUCCAACAUUUUUAGAUUACAUUGCCGGCGGUACAGAGAUAAAUCUUGUAGCCGCAAUUGAUUUUACGGGAUCUAAUGGAGAUCCUCGAACGCCGAAAAGUUUGCAUUAUAUCAAUGGACGAAGGGAAAAUGAUUAUCAGAGAGCGAUUCGUAGCGUUGGGAAGAUAUUGGAAGGAUAUGAUUAUGACAGAAUGUUUCCAGUAUAUGGAUUUGGUGCAAAAUUCAAUGGUGUGUUAUCACAUGCUCACCCACUAAAUAAUAAUUUCAGUAAUGCUAUACAUAGUGUUGAAUUAUACGGCCCAACUAAUUUUUCACCCAUCAUAAAUCAAACAGCAGAGAGAAUUAAAGUGGAAGUUAAUGCCGGAAAUGACAAUGUUUAUUAUAUACUGUUAAUCAUAACAGACGGUGUAAUAACAGAUAUGGAUUCUACAAUCAGAUCGAUCGUGAGUGCUAGCGUACUUCCGUUGUCAAUUGUUAUAGUUGGAGUUGGCAAUGCCGAUUUUACCAAUAUGAAUAUACUUGAUGCCGACGAUAGACCAUUAGUGCAAAAGUCGGAUUAUCAGACGAGAAGGGCAGAGAUAGUAAUGGAUAGAGAUAUUGUACAAUUCGUAGCGAUGAGAGAUUUUCAAACAGAAACAGCACAAUACCAACUACCAAAAGCUGUAUUAGAAGAAAUUCCCGAUCAAUUUAUGGGUUAUAUGAAGAAACAUAACAUACAACCCAGAGACCCUAUUAGAAGAAGAACCAUUGAAUUAGAGGUUGAUGUUCGAUUUGUUGGAAGUCCCGAUGAACCGCCACCAGCUUAUACUUCAUAA